Molecule: messenger RNA, 1098 nt
Organism: Suillus bovinus
Lineage: Eukaryota; Fungi; Basidiomycota; Agaricomycetes; Boletales; Suillaceae
Exons: 2
Coding region: 1-1098 (365 amino acids)
Source: RefSeq, a predicted model, not a curated record
AUGAUGCUGGACAACACAGACAAGGACACCCACGACAAAGAUGGCCAGGAUAAGAAAAAGCGCGUCGACCUUACGUUGGAUUUGGGGUCUGACAGGCGCGCAGCUCAUUUUGGUCUACGCGGACGCUCAAGGAUUGUUUAUGUUUUUUCAGUGAAGAGUCAAGCGCUAUCGGCCCUGCCGCAGCUUUCUCAUUCUCUCAACGAAUCCACCGGAUUGGCUGCCAAGCUCUUUUGGCCUGAAGUAGCACAGCAGAACGAGCCCGGGAUCCUCGAAGAGGUCUACAAGAUUGCGACUCAAGAUCCGGAUGUGUUGGGCCAUGUUCCAGACAUGGUCUGGUUCCACAAGCAUGAAGUAUCAUCCACGGCGACAAUCAGGAGGGUUCUAGGAAUCGACGACGCGGGUAGCCGGGUUCUAUAUAUCAUCGUGUUCAGAAAGCUUGACCCAAUCACGACGCUGAACGGGGAGGAGUUCCUCCUCGCAUGGUGGGAAGUCGUCAAGUGCCAUCGUGCCCUCUGGAAGAAUGGCGUGCAUCACCGCGACAUCAGCCCCAGCAAUCUAAUGGGAUACCGCUUACGUGGUCGAUUCAUCAGUGUCCUCAAUGACUUCGACUUGUCGAUCAAACAAAUUUUGUCCUUGAUUCAAGACGCUCCAAAAGGCUUUGAACGCACAGGAACGGUACCGUUCAUGGCAUUAGAACUUCUUACACCUGAAGCCAUCGCAGGCGAAGUCGAGCACGUGUACAGGCAUGAUGCUGAAUCGUUCAUCUGGGUCCUCACCUGGGUCUGCCUUCAGUAUGAGAAGGGAAAGCUCCUCAGCAAGGGCAGACCACUGGGUGAAUGGCUGACGGUGGAUGCCAAGGGAUGCCAUGAGAAAAAAUCCAGCUUCAUUGUUCAGGGGGCGGACAGGAAAAAUUUGCGGAAACCGAUAUCGCAUAGUGUGUCCUGGGAGGUUGCAAAGAAGUGCUUAUGGGUGAUUCUCAAACAUGCAGGCUCCUGGAUUCCUUCCUUCACCAAUGAUGAAGAAGUGUUCCAGAUAUGGCUCCGGGAUCAUGUGCCGAAAUGUAUCAUUCAAGCCGAUCGCUUGUCCUAUGCAAUGUAA